ACUUCAUUUAAAAAUAACAAAAUAUUUUGAAGUUCCUUUUAAUAUACUACAAAAAUAAAAAUAACAAAAUUUUCUCACAAAAUAACAACUUUUCUGUAAAAAUUCUAAAACAAACCCAGUUUUCUACCACUCAAAGUCUGCAUCUUGGCCUAUUCUCAAAAUGGAAUUGAACAUGAACACAAAACGCCCCAGAGAUCUUAGUUUAGAUGAUGACGACAAUUUCAGUAACAUAUCACGAAUUUCAUAUGGUGUUCACAAUUCUUUGAAUUCAGCCUGUAAUUCUGAUUCCGAAUGUAGUGGCCCCAUUUCGGUGCGCGAUAUGAUUCAACAUUAUAAUAAUCAGCUAAAAAAGGAGGAAUCAAAUCAAAUUAAUCAUACAAUCAAGUACAAAAUAAAUACAGCCAAAAGACCUCAUCAUCAUCAGUCGCAACAUUUAUUGGCAGCCACAAAAUCAUCAUAUUGUGGUUUAAAUAAUUAUGGCUCUCAGAUGAAUGCUAAUAAACGUUGUGCUGACCAAAUGGAACAUAAAUCAUCAAUGGAUUUCAAUGAUUACAAUCCCACAGCCCUCACUUGCUGUAAGAAUUGCACAGCGUGUACGUGUUGCCAAAAUAGAAGCCUUACACAUUCAGCAACCACCAAAAUGUUGUCGUCACCAUCGUCUUUGUUAUUGCAGCAAAACAAUGAGAACAACAAAAUACCAAGCAGCAGUCACCACAGCACAGAUAACAAUGAUGAGGCUGGUGGUGUUUGUAUUAGAAGCUCUAGCUUAAAUAGUAGUAAUAAAAUCAAUGCUAAAGAUACUCGUAUUCUUGCGGUUGAGAAUGGUACCACCAACAGCAUCGAUGCCACCUCUAUUAAACCAACGAUAUUGAAUGAUUUUUGUGCAGCAGAACUAAAUAAAGACUCCACCAGCAAUGGUCUCUUUAAGAAACACAGUUCUCUAGUUGUGGUUGAGAAGCAAAAGAAUCGUUUACUGUCAACCGAUAGUGUUGAGGAGGCCAAAAUUUGUCAACAGCCAGCAAUUGAAACAUCCUAUCAAAGUAAGACCACAAUUGCAAAGACAUCAAGUGGUGUGCGCAUUAUCAUUGAUAUAUUCUUUGAUCAAGAACGAUGUGCUAAUGCCACCGAUAUUGUGGGUAGUAGGGUGGAAACUGAUAUACCACAGAGUCGUAUUUUAACUGAAUUUCAACAACAAACUAUGGCUGUCAAUACUGCUGAUACUGUUACAGCUACUGCAUCUACAUCUUACCAGGGAUUGUAGAAGAAAAAGAACCCUUAGAAAUGCUGCUGCUGCUGACCCAAAUGGAUUUGUUUUAUUAUUUUGUCUGUGCAUAUUUAAUGCAUUGCUCUUUUUAAAUUUGAAUUGAUAUAUUUUUUGGGUGCUUUUCUGUUAAGAUUAUACAUUUUUAACUAUUUCAUAUUUUAUAGUUAUUUUAUUGUUGGAAUAUAUUUUUUGGUUUUAAUAAAAUUUUACACGCAUAUCUUUA
Calliphora vicina (urban bluebottle blowfly) is the source of this 1487-nucleotide messenger RNA. RefSeq lists its product as uncharacterized. Lineage: Eukaryota; Metazoa; Arthropoda; Insecta; Diptera; Calliphoridae. The record is from RefSeq and is a predicted model, not a curated record. The transcript has 2 exons. Bases 161 to 1261 code for a protein of 366 amino acids.